This is a messenger RNA of Rattus norvegicus (Norway rat), 6973 nucleotides long. RefSeq names its product synaptogyrin 1 (gene Syngr1). The record is from RefSeq and is a predicted model, not a curated record. Gene Ontology annotation, biological process: regulation of short-term neuronal synaptic plasticity; modulation of chemical synaptic transmission; regulation of long-term neuronal synaptic plasticity. Gene Ontology annotation, cellular component: cytosol; synaptic vesicle membrane; membrane. Lineage: Eukaryota; Metazoa; Chordata; Mammalia; Rodentia; Muridae.
GCGGGGGCGCCGCGCACGCGCACGGGCCGGUGGCGCGCGCCGAGCGGGGGGCGCCGCGCGGUGCAGCCACGAUGGAAGGGGGUGCGUACGGAGCGGGCAAAGCCGGGGGCGCCUUCGACCCCUACACCCUGGUGCGACAGCCACAUACCAUCCUGCGCGUCGUGUCUUGGGUCUUCUCCAUUGUGGUCUUCGGCUCCAUUGUGAAUGAGGGCUACCUGAACAACCCGGAGGAGGAGGAGGAGUUCUGCAUCUACAACCGAAACCCCAAUGCCUGCAGCUACGGCGUGACCGUGGGCGUGUUGGCCUUCCUCACCUGCCUGGUCUACCUGGCGCUUGAUGUGUACUUCCCGCAGAUCAGCAGUGUCAAGGACCGCAAGAAAGCCGUGCUGUCUGACAUCGGUGUCUCGGCCUUCUGGGCCUUCUUCUGGUUCGUGGGUUUCUGCUUCCUGGCCAACCAGUGGCAAGUCUCCAAGCCCAAGGACAACCCUCUGAACGAAGGGACAGACGCAGCCCGGGCUGCCAUCGCCUUUUCGUUCUUCUCCAUUUUCACGUGGAGCCUGACUGCAGCCCUGGCCGUACGCAGAUUCAAGGACCUUACCUUCCAGGAGGAAUACAACACACUGUUCCCUGCCUCAGCACAACCAUAGUCCCUGAAGGACAGGGAGUCCACACUGUCAGCAGGGCCCAGUUGCAGGAAGUCCCAGUGUUGGAGAUGCUUGCCCACUAGGACAGGAUGAGGCUGUCUGGAGGAGCUCGCAUGGCUCACCACUGGCUCACUCAUGCUGUACUGCUUCCUUUGUUUACUCUGUGCUUUCGUUCCUUCAGUAAACAUUUAUUGAGCAGCCAUUUUGUGCCUGUGUUGAUUAGACAGCUCCCUGGCCCCUGGAGCCUAUUGUCUGGGGAGGGAACAGUAGCCAAACUCCCACAAAGUGGGGUGGGCUGUUAAAGGUCUGAAGUUCCUCCAUGAAGGGGCUGAGCUAUGGACAGUGAGAUAAACCUGUUCACGAUCACGGCGUGAAAGACUAGCCUAGUGCCUCCCUGGGCUGGCUACCUACAGAGCGCUAGCCUGGAAUGUUGGAGGACCUUUGGCCUGGCUCAGUUCUCCUGUGCCGUGUGACUAAGAGCAAAUUCUUGCACCACUCUGGUUUUUUUUUUUUCUUUUCUUUCCUUAUUUUUGGAGCUGGGGACCGAACUCAGGGCCUUGCGCUUCCUAGGCAAGCGCUCUACCACUGAGCUAAAUCCCCAACCCCCUUGCACCACUCUGAAUCUCAGUCAGUUUUCCUAGGCUGACUGAUAAUGGAUCAACGUCUCUAGGCAACUGAGUAAGGGCCAGCACAGGGCUUGGCACAGAGAUGCUCAAUAAAUGUCAGUUCUGUUGUUCAUUCAUUCGUUUGUUCGUUCGUUCAUUCAUUCAUUCACUCAUUCAUUCCUCCAGUGAGGUACAUCUCCAUAAGCCCUCCUUGUAACUACUUGUUCUGCCCGAAGACCUUGGCUUCCAGAUACUGGGCAGCACAGCCCCCGCUUUGUGUUCCCUGCAGGGGUGGAGGAUGCGGUGGGUAUGAGUGGUCCCCAGAGCGCUGCCUCUGCCUUGCUGUACUGAAUGCAGAGUGAGCCUGCAGACACGGGAGGCAUGCAAGGACAGACGGCCUGCUGUCACAUCAAGUGCAGGUCCCAGCACACGGAGCAGAAUCCUUCAGCAUCCCUCUCACGGCUCUGCUGGGCCAGGUCCUUCUCCUUUCCUGUCUGUGGUCUCUUGUACUGGCUGACCGAAGUAGGCAUUGACACAGGCAGGAUGGAGAAGAGCCACAGACACAGUUCUAAGUGCCUCUAGAUCUAGUUCUCAACCUUCUUAAUGCUGGGACCCUUUCAUAGGGUUCCUCCUGCUGUGGUGACCCCACCCACCAUAAAGUUUUUUCGUUGCUACUUCAUAAUUGUAAUUUUGUUGCUGUUAUGAAUCAGAUCAUAGAUAUCUGAUCUGUGACCCUGCAGAGGGGUCGCGAUCCACAGGUUGAGAACCACUGCUCUUAACUAGCGCACUCUUCCCCGGAAGGGUCUGUGGAAGUCAUUUCUCCAGCCUCUGUGUGGGCAUCAUGAAGUCAGGGAGUGAAGCCUGGUCUCCAUACCUCUCUAGCACGCAUCCUGUUUGCUUUCUGCCCUCUAACCGCAGCCCCAGAGGGCUCUGAUCACUCCUCAGGCCCCCAGGUUUGGGGCUGAAUUUCAGGACUCUUUGCCCUGGGUCCCCCUCCUGUCUGCCUUCAUCUUCCAAUUCAUGACCUAGGAGUGUAGGCUGGCAAGAGGUAGGGAAGGCUUUCUCUGAAUUACAGAGCUCAUCUAAUGUGCUCUUAAGUCCCCGAGGUCAGCACCCUUGUCUUCUCCCUGUACGUGGCUGCAGUCAGACCUUUCCCAGAUUGUGCUGAGAGAAACAGGACCCAGGGAUGUAGAACAGUCAAGGAUUUGAUGAACGCCCUGAUCCUGAAAUGUGGUUUAUUGUUUUGUCUUCCAAACUUGUCCCAAGUGUUUCAGCUAGAAUUAGUUUCAGUGGCCAGUGAUUUCCAUUCAAAUAAUAACAAACUCCAGGUCUGGCGAGAUUGAGUAGGGUUUGCAUAGUGGCUGUAGUGUCCUCGGUGAUCCGGGAUUCCUCCCCCCCCCCCCCAUCUUUUACCCAUCCUCCACCCUGGUGUGUUUUAGCAGCUAGAGCUCCAGCUAGCCCAUCUGCUCUCUAUGCAUUAGAUCAGGGAGUGGGACAAAGAACACAGCUGUAUCUCAUUGGCUGGGAGUUAGCCCAUGUGACCGUGCCUAGCUAUAAGAGAAACAGAAAGAUGGCUUUUAGAAGCUGUGAAGAGAUCUCUGUUCUAGGUACCCUUUUCUCCCAUUCCACGUAACAUCCCUGAGGACACAGUUCGGGAGCAGGCGGGAGCAGGCUGUGUGUCUCUGACCUUUUUUUUUUUUUUCCGGAGUUGGGGACCGAACCCAGGGCCUUGCGUUUGCUAGGCAAGUGCUCUACCACUGAGCUAAAUCCCCAACCCCUAUCUCUGACCCUUCUUAACCCUCCAUAGUGGAGUGGUCUUGUCUUGGGAUGCAUGGGCAGGCAACCUCUGAGGCUCUUUAUAGAUGACUGAUAAGGUCCUGGACCUCUGGAGGGGUGGCUGCGUGAACAGUCCUUUCCCUCAGUCAAGCUUGGUGCAUUGAAUGUCUGUAACCCUCUGCAUCCUGUCAACUAACCUCUACUAACCCAAUACUUUUUGUUUGUCUCUCCCUUAACCAUCCCUCCCACCUGUCCCCGUCCCCACCUGUCCCCGUCCCCGCCUGCUCCAUCCCAGGCGGGUCAGGCCGUGCUAGCCUUCCAGCGGUAUCAGAUUGGCGCCGACUCGGCCCUCUUCUCCCAGGACUACAUGGAUCCCAGCCAGGACUCCAGCAUGCCUUAUGCACCCUACGUGGAGCCCAGUGCUGGGUCGGACCCUACUGGCAUGGGUGGCACCUACCAGCAUCCAGCCAACGCCUUCGAUGCUGAGCCCCAGGGCUACCAGUCGCAGGGCUACUGAGCCCCCCCUGAUGGUGGUGACAGUGACCGCCUACCCUGCCCCUGCCCUUACAUCCUAGCUCCCCUCCCAAGCACCCUGCUCCCUCCCAGGUGACCCUGCCUCGCACAUGCUCAGCCUCCAAGUGAUUCCACUGAGGCCCAGUGCAGCUGGGGUGGGGAAUGAUGGGGUGUGUCCACAUAUGUGUGCAAGUGUGUGCCCAGGAGGGGUCUAGAGGUGGGGCCCAGGGUUACAGUCAUUCAUUGUGUCCUUGAGCAUUCACUGAGCACCUACAGUAUGCCAGGUCUUGCUCAGCUGGGGAGAGGGAGAAAGAUAGAGAGGAGUAAGGAAAGCUGAGGAGACCCUGUUCCAGACACAGGAGAGGUGGGACAUUUACUGGGAAGUUUGGCUGCAGGGGGCUCAGCCACACAGUGAGUGUGGUCAAUCACAGGAUGUGGGCCAUCAUACCCAGAAUCCCCUUCUGGGAUUGCCAGAGUUAUCUCCUUUUAUGGUUGAGGAAACCGAGGUCUGAGGGAUCAAGGCACUUUGUUCAAAGUCACUGAAGCGGCUGCUGAUGAGGCCACAUCAAGAUGGGUCAGAUAUAGAGCUCCUGCCAGCCUUCUCUACUUCCUGUUCCUACACCUAGGCUCUGUCACUCAGUGUUUGCUGAGGUGGGGUGGGGGCGGGGGCAGGGCAUCGCUUCAAGACAUGAGUCCAGAGAGACCCCAUGAUCUGCCUCAAACUGAGGACCUCCUCUGCCUCAGCUGCUUUCCUCGUGCAGGUCCCCUCCUCAGUCUUGGUCUUCUCCUAGAGUGCUCCCUCAAACUACCCUUGUCCCUUUGUGUUGCUCCGUGCUCAACAUGUCCCGUGGGGAACUCCUUUGGGGUGUGCCAGCAACUCCCUUAGCAGUUUCCCGGAGGAGUGGUAGCCAUCUCUGCCUCUUGGAGGGCUCACUGAGCCCUUUGCUCAUGGCUGGGUAGACAGGAGGCCAGGAGGAGGUGGAGAUGGACCCAAGGUCCCAGUAAAUGGUAAAGAUGACCUUGUAUCCUAAGUUUAUUGGCUCCAUCCACCCAGCAGGUAGCUGCACCCCCAGCAUCACCUGGGACACUGUCCUCUCUCUGCUUGUUUGGGUCAGCAAAGGUUCAGGGGUUAAGCAGUGGGAAUAGCUUUCUUUUUUUUUUUUUUUUUUUUUUCCCUUUUCUUUUUUUUCGGAGCUGGGGACCGAACCCAGGGCCUUGAGCUUGCUAGGCAAGCGCUCUACCACUGAGCUAAAUCCCCAACCCUGGGAAGAGCUUUCAAUUACAGGGUCAGUUUGAAAGCAGCCACACUACCCCAAAUGAGGCAGGAGUGAGACGCUGCAGAGAGACUUCCAGCCUCAGGAAAGAGAAUAGCUCGGGGUUGCCUCAAAGACAGAAGGGAAAGUAGGUGGGGCCUAAGGGGACAGCAAGGAGGCAUUUUCAUACAAGGUGCUUCCCUCCCUGGGAUAGAGGGAACACAGAGGGAGGUGGUCUGUGUCAUGCUCCUGUGCGUGCCCAGCAUACACAAGCUGGUUCCUGGGAAGUAGGUCAGUGGGCUGUGGGUCACUUUUAACAAUUGGGUGACCCACAACAUUAUCCCAUGCCCUACAGGACUCUGCCAGGCAGAUUUGCUCUCCUGGUACCUAUGUUGGUGUGAUGUCACCAAGGUGUUUGUGGUCCCUGUCCCGUAGGAGCCUGAAGCACAUACAGACACAGGGUCCAUUACAGUGGGAAACAUGUCGUGAGCUGGCCUAAGGAAGAGUCAGGGAGGGGACAAGAGUUUCAGAGGCCUAGGAGCACCACUGCUCCUCCUGCGCAGAAGAGGAAACCAGGAAGGGAAAUAAACCCUUCCUAGUCCUCAGGACAGUUUCCAGAACCAGGAACAGAGUUAGCAUUAGAAAUUGGAUCCAAAAAAAAAAAAAAAAAAAGAAAUUGGAUCCAAACUGGGAUCUCCAAGUUUGCUAGGGGUUCACAGUGUUGAGAGAGCUGUUGCUAACUUCCAUGUUCCCCACCUGGGAAGGGGCUGUGUACAGCUCCAUGCCCCCACAGGUGGCUCAAGCAGGGACAGCUUAGGGAUGGUGGAGAGUAACAAGUGACACCAGACCAGAGGAGAGACGGCUACAGUAGUGUUGCUGUGCCACCAUAGGUCAUGAACAGUCCUGGUCUUUGCUACUCACAACCCAGAGCCUUCUCUGCCUGUGGGCACUAGAGACUCAAGGACUGACUGCCCAUCCGUUUCAUCCCGGACAGCAACAGACAGCAGGUGAUGUCAGGCAGAGGGCAGGGUGCUGGUUAAACUCUGCCCAGCCUUGGGCAUCUGUCACAGACUCUUACUGGUCCUCAGGCUGGAGACAUUUACAGGACCAGGGGGGUGGGACUUCAGCAUCUCCCCUUGUCCCAUGCAUGCCACCAUCAUGGUACCAGAUAGCGGGUGAGUGGCCGGAAGAGGAUUUGAGUAAGACCCAGGCUUCAGACUCAGUAGUUUGGGAAGGGUCACACCCCCACAGACAUAGCAUUAACCCCUGGAAGACCCAAGGCCAGCAGCACCCUGGAUUUCCUUUCCCUCUCCACAGCCUCGCUUUCUUCCCACAUUCUUCUCCUUGGAGAGGGUUCCCCACAGCCAUGCCCUAUGGAACUGGGGUUCCCUUUUCCCUGUCAAGCACAAAAGAAAGUCUGAGAAACGUGGGUUCCACAGGAGUUUAUCACUGCAGGGACCCUUUGAGAGAAUCAUAUUUCAUUUACAGUCAUACAUAGAGUGAGAGAUUGGGAGCCCCAUCUUCUGCCUUCUGAGAUGACAUAUCCUGCGUGGUCACAGGCCAUCUUGCCUGGGCGGCACCCAGUCUGUCUAGGAUGUAGCAGUCGAGGGGUUAAUUUCCAGGGGACUGGCACCAGUCUCCUGCUCCAUCUGUCCCUGAUGAUUCUUGAUUUUCAAAGACUUGGGGUUCCAGGCUUUUCCCACUUGUUAUCCCUGGGGCACCUCUAACCUUGACCCAUAAAUCCUUUGAUCCCUAAAGAGUAUGAGCAGGAGUCCCCAGAGUUUAUGGAGGAUGAACUGGGCUAGCUGUCUCCCAGUGCUACCCCCUGACCUGAUAACUUCCUCCCACCCCCACCCCACCCCCCGGUGCCCAUGCCCUGGUCCCUCCCGCAGCGUUACUGCCUGUGUAUAGUAUAAAUAUAUAUAUUUUCUAUAUAUAAGAUGUAUAAUAUAAGGCUCCACAAUAUAUCUGUGAGUGUGUGUGUGCGCGCGUGCGUGUGUGUGGUGAAGGGCAGCCCCCCAACUUGGGCCCUGCUCUAGACCCUCCCCCACCUGGUUAAGCCUCUCCAGUGGACCCAGUGGCCCUGAGGCAUCCUCCUCUAUGACAUCCAUCCAUCUGUUGUGACCAAGUGAAGGUGGUGACUUCUGGUGACAUAGUAAUAAAGUGAAGACUCAACUCACCA